Molecule: messenger RNA, 1324 nt
Organism: Solanum stenotomum
Lineage: Eukaryota; Viridiplantae; Streptophyta; Magnoliopsida; Solanales; Solanaceae
Exons: 9
Coding region: 48-812 (254 amino acids)
Molecular function (GO): oxidoreductase activity
Source: RefSeq, a predicted model, not a curated record
UGGAUAACGGUUGCUAUCAAAUUUCGUGUGAAGCACAAGAGUUUCCGAUGGUGGUUAUUCCAACGGUCACCGGAUUAUCAACCGGCGCACGCUUACUAUCGGUGCCGCGCACGAUAGCCACAGCUGCUAGAGCUUCGCCUUCUUCUCUUCCCUCGCUCUGUUACUUGAAGAAGAGCUAUUACUCUCCGCAACGCCGGAGUGUUCUGCCGGCAAGGAAGCUUGUGAUACGAGCUGCAAGAACAGAGUCCAAAGGCGUCUCUCUUGGUUUCAGAGCUCCCAAUUUUGAGCUUACGGAGCCGCUCACUGGUAAAGUUUGGAACCUUGAUGAUUUUGAAGCAUAUCCUGCAUUGCUGGUUAUGUUCAUCUGCAACCAUUGUCCAUUUGUCAUACAUUUGAAGAAGGAUAUUGUUAAACUCUCAAAUUUCUACAUGAAGAAAGGGCUAGCGGUGGUAGCAAUAUCUUCAAACUCUGUAGUUACACAUCCACAGGAUGGACCUGAAUUCAUGGCUGAAGAUGCUAAGUUCUUCAAAUAUCCUUUCCCUUAUCUUUAUGAUGAGUCACAAGAAGUGGCAAGAGAUUUUGGGGCUGUUUGUACACCAGAAUUUUUCCUAUUCAAAAAGGAUGGCAGAAGGCCCUUUGAGCUAGUGUAUCAUGGACAAUUUGAUGAUUCUAGGCCAAGUAACAAUGUGCCUGUCACGGGAAGGGACUUAAGCCUAGCGAUAGAUUGUGUACUUAGUGGCCAGCCAGUUUCAUCAACUCAAAAACCCAGCAUUGGUUGCAGUAUAAAAUGGAAUCCAGGGGGGAAGCAGUAAGCAUCAUCUCUCAGCUGUCUAUGAGUUUUUUCCAGCCACACAUGUAAGUGCAUCAGAUUAUCCACGUGGCUGAUGACUGUUGGAGUACUGGCACAUUUGCGUUAUUUUUGCUAUGCCUCUUCUAGCAUUGUGAAUUGAGCUUUGAUCUCAAAGCUAUAAUUAGGAGAACUAAGAUUCUUUGAUAUGCCAAUCACCACACUUCAUGUAUAUGUUACUUGCGUUGUAUUUCCUUGCAAAGCCCAGGGUUUUACAUUGUAUGUGCUGUCCUUACUUAUGCAAGGGUUGAACUACUAAUUUUGUAAGAUUUAAUGCUGGAUCGUGGAAUAUGUUCCGAAAGGAGCCAAAAAUAAAAGAAAUUGUUGCCAAAUGGAGCAAUAUGCUACCACACAAUUGUAGCCGAUUGCAAAAGUAUGAGCCAAUUACUAAUUUUGGUUCUCUUUGAUAUUGUAAAUUGACUUCUGUUCCUCCUAGUGAUUUGUAAAUACAUUGUAAUUUCAUUCCUUCACACUUUA